UAUUCGCGGAACAAUCACAUUUGUAUCGAGGAGGGAUCUUAUGCAAUGUGGAGGGAAGUGUUUACGUGAGAAUGACAUCAGGCGUAAGUUGAGGAUCUGCGCUGUAUUGCAGCAAGGUGCACCGGCGCGUGAGGUGGCAGGGACUAAUGCACGCACCCUCCAAGCGGGACGUUUUGCGGGGAUGUUCUGUGUCCUAAACAAACACGAGACUUAUAAGGCCAUACAUCCUGAGCUGGAGAACUGCGUCACUGCAUGCGCGAGCUGCAGGUAGGCAGCAAACUCUCCCACCAGCGGGGAGGCGCGUGCUCAUUCUCCUCCCUGCACCAUGUCACCGGUAAGUGUUUAACAAGUUACCGGGAUGGAUUCGGCGGAAGAUUCAAGAAAAGACCCGCCACUGGUGUCUACGUUUUCCUCAGCGCCUAAUUUAGACUCGGACAUUAACGCCAAUGCCCGCAGACCUGUCUAUGAGAACGGGACGGACCACAAUGUCAACAUCCAGAACGAAGCCCUGCGAGGGGCGAGUGACCCCAGCGCCUACCCGUCCAACGACUACCAGGGGCUGGUCCGCCAGAGGUUCAUCCGCCGGAGCCUCUGGAUGUCAGACUCCGAGGAGCAGCCGCUUGACACCCAGGAGUGUGUUAACAGCAGCCCGGUGCUCAACAUCGACCUGCGGACCAUCGUGGACCGUAGUCGGACCCGGGCCCUGCACGGUGCCAGGCUGUGCCUCCCGGAGAGCUCGAGCACCGAGAGCCAGGUGGGCUUAAAGGACAGCGUCACGGAGAGCUCGAGCACCGAGGAAGAGAAGGGGGGCACAAGAGUGAGCGAGCCAAAGGCAGAGGUCGUGCCCUCUGACGUCACAGGCAAAGCAGGAAGCGAUGAGAAUGAAGAGGAGCCAGGGAUGAAGGCGGUGUCCACCUCACCAGGGGGCCGCUUCCUCAAGUUUGACAUUGAGCUGGGGAGAGGCUCCUUUAAGACAGUUUAUAAAGGUCUGGACACCGAGACGUGGGUGGAAGUGGCGUGGUGUGAACUCCAGGAACGGAAACUGUCCAAAGCUGAGAGACAAAGGUUCAAAGAGGAGGCAGAGAUGUUGAAGGCACUGCAGCACCCCAACAUCGUGCGGUUCUACGACUUCUGGGAGUCACCGGUGAAAGGGAAGAAGUGUAUCGUUCUGGUGACUGAGCUGAUGACUUCAGGGACGCUAAAAACCUACCUGAAGCGUUUUAAGGUGAUGAAGCCCAAAGUCCUCCGGAGCUGGUGCAGACAGAUCCUCAAAGGCCUCCACUUCCUCCACACAAGGACUCCUCCCAUCAUCCACAGAGACCUCAAGUGUGACAACAUCUUCAUCACAGGUCCUACCGGCUCUGUUAAAAUCGGAGACCUGGGCCUAGCAACACUGAAGAGGGCCUCCUUUGCUAAAAGUGUUAUAGGCACUCCAGAGUUCAUGGCCCCAGAAAUGUAUGAGGAGCACUAUGAUGAAGCUGUGGAUGUUUACGCGUUUGGGAUGUGCAUGCUGGAGAUGGCAACCUCAGAAUACCCCUACUCCGAGUGUCAAAAUGCAGCUCAAAUCUACCGCAAAGUGACCAGUGGGGUGAAACCUGCCAGCUACAGUAAAAUCAGUGACCCUGAAAUAAAGGAAAUAAUUGGGGAGUGUAUCUGUCACAGAUGGGAAGAAAGGUACUCCAUCAAGGACCUCCUGAAUCAUGCAUUCUUUGCAGAGGAUACAGGUGUGAGGGUGGAGCUCAAUGAAGAAGAUGAUGGGAAGAAAUCCUCUAUUGCCCUGAAGCUGUGGGUGGAAGAUCCUAAAAAGCUAAAGGGAAAAUACAAAGACACUGGCGCCAUUGAGUUUACCUUUGACUUGGUGAACGAGGUCCCAGAGGUUGUUGCUCAAGAAAUGGUGGAGUCUGGUUUUUUUCUUGACUGUGAUGUGAAGAUUGUUGGGAAGUCCAUUCGGGACCGUGUGGCACUCAUCAAAUGGAGGAGGGAGCGAACUGUACCAUCAGGAAAUGGCGAGUCAGCUGUAAAGAAGACACAGCAGAACCUACUGCAGGUUCCUGGCUCAGGUGUGCCAGAGGGUGCCACGUUAUCCACGACGGAUUAUGAGGAUCAAGAGAUUGAGCCACAGACUCUGAUCUGUACCGUGCCAGCCACCACGUCAACCACAUCUGACAGUGGCGUGAGCUCUACCAUGCAAUUAGACAAUCUAAAUCAGCAAAAUGGCUCCUACCAGUCCCUUCCAGAGCCCAUCUCCACAGCUCAGAUAGUCUACAGUCCUCCUGCACAGGCUGACUCUCAGCUACAGCAGGGGCCCUACCAGCAACCCACAGCACAGACCUCACAGGAAAACUACACACAAGUGGCCACUCAGUUACACCAGGGAGCCUACCAGCAAACCACAGGUCAGCUGCAUCCUGGGGCUUAUCAACAACCGGCAUCGCAACUGCACCCAGGGCCUUUUCAGUCUCAAACAACAGUUUCCGCUCCAGCUACGCCGGCCCCUGCUCUGCACCAGAGUAGACAGACAGCGCAGAGCUUCCCAGCUGCAGCCCCUGCUCUACAGACACAGAUUACUGCGCUGCCAGGCCAGGAGCAGCACCUUCUCCAGCACCAAUCAGCUGCUGUCCUGCCGCAGCUCAUACCUGCUGACCAGACCACAUCUCACCUAAGUCCUCCUGACAUAGCCACCAGUUUUCCACAGUCAGUUUCCUGUGCUCCUCCUCCUCUCCUGCCACUGCAGAUCAGCACACAGUUUCCCUCCCCAUACCCUGUUGUUCAAACAGGGGGCAUCAAUCCCCCCUCUUUCCCUGCAGCUCCUCUGCCAUGCGCCUACAGCAGCAACGGCCCUCCUUUGUCCAGCUCCCGCUUUUCCCCUUCACCGCAGCAUCCAUCCCUCCCUCUGACCCCUCACGCUGCCUUCCCCUCUGCACCCUCUCUCAGCACCCCUCAGACCCCUCUAUCCACACCUCAGCAUGUGCCCAGUGUGGCACUCCAUAUCCCCCUACUUACCAUGACCAUGUCCCCUGCAGUCUCCCAGCAGCAGGACGGCACUCUGUCAUCUCAGUCUAACCUUGGUAGCUUCCACACCACACACCCCUUACCUCUCUCCCAGGUACAACCCACCCCCUACCCUGCCCCCCACCCUGAGCAGGAACUGGCUGAGCAGCCUGUCCAGGUCCAGGCUCCAGUCCAGCCUGUGUUGCCAGUUGCUCCAGCUCCUCUCUGGGGAAGUGGAGUCGAUACAGAGUCUACUGCAAUUGGCCAAGACUUACCUGUAGCACCUAAAGGAAAAGCCCCAGUCCAAGACUCAAUCUCAGUCUCAGCUACAGAAAAAACUGGAGCUCAAGCCCAUAUACAACCUCUAGCUCUGGUCCAAGAACAAGACCAACCAUCAGUCCCAGUACCAGCUCAAGCAGCAUCCAUCCCUGAAACGACAGCCUCAACCCAUCCAAAACCUCCAACCUCAGUCCUCAUACAAGCUCCAAUAACAGAUCAAGCUCCAUUUCAAGCUCCAGUGUCUGUAUCAGGACCCUAUCUUGAACCAUCAAAAGGCUUUUCUACUAGCUCAGAUACAUCUGGUUUAGUCUCAACCUCAGUCCCUGUCUCAGUGCCAGCAGCCACUAUUCAGUCAGCAGUAGCUGCCAAAGCUCCAGCUCCUGUCGCAGCUUCAGCCCAGGCUCCAGCUCUGCAGCCUGAUGGCACUCAGACAGCAGGCUCAGUGUCUGAGUGUGCCAGCCUGGCCACAGCUCAGCAAAACUUUGAGCCCACUUCUACAUCCAGCACUUUUCAACAAGAGCCCUGCAUAGAGGAUGUUCUCCAGGAAAAAACCAUAUCUUUACCCAGUUAUGCCUAUGACAGUCUUAACUCUGAUGUAACGUCGGGUAAGGAAACCAGCGAUGGCUAUGACAGCUUGGCAAGUGGAGGAAAAGGUGACGGGAAACCCAGGAAACACCAUCGCAAGUCUGCUCGCACACGCUCCAGGCAGGAGAAGACCAGCAAACCCAAACUGAGCAUGCUCAAUGUUUGCAACACUGGGGAUAAAAUGGUGGAAUGCCAGCUUGAGACUCACAACCACAAAAUGGUGACCUUUAAAUUUGAUCUGGACGGAGAUGCUCCAGAGGAAAUUGCUACUUACAUGGUUGAGAAUGGCUUCAUCCUUCUGUUGGAAAAGGAGAUCUUCAUUGACCAGCUAAAGGAUAUAGUAGAUAAAGCUGAAGACAUGCUGAAUGAAGACAUGGAGGGGGAAAGAACAUCUACUUUAAGUUGUAGUCCUCAACAAGGCCUUAUUUCUGAAGGGCUGGUGGGAGAGAAUCAGCAGCCUGGAGCUCCUCAGCCUGUAUAUCAACAGAAUGUUCUUCACACAGGGAAGAGAUGGUUCAUAAUCUGCCCUGUAGAGGAGACCCCUGCAUCCAGCCAGGACACCCCGUCUGAUGGGACAACAACACAGUCUCCAGGAAGUUCAACCACAACCCAACCUGCUGACAGCGGCAUUGCCAGGCCGUCUGCAUCCAGAGAAGAAGGGUCAUCUUCCACAAUGUCUGGUGGAAGUGGAGGCUUCACCUAUGACGUGUAUGGAUUCUGCAGUCCUCCGAUAAUGUCCAACACAGACCCUCUCCUUUUAGCCACUCUGUCACCCCCAGUGUCUGCUCCCCCAACACUUCAGUCAGUGUCCUCAGUGGAGCCAGCAGGCAGUGUGGUGCAGCCCAGUGUUCAUCAGGCACAGCCAGGCAGAGCUCAGAUUUUGCCCCCCUCAUCUCCACAUACAUCAUUUCCCACUGAAGAAUCACAAAGCUCUCCUCUGGGCUCCGUCUCCCCGAUCCAUGCAGCCCAGCAGCUGCCAGACCUGACAUGUCCUGUUUCUGUGGCUGAUGAGGUGCCCUGCUGUCCUCUGGUCAUGCCUCUGUCUCUGGAAGUGAGCGCUUUACAGGCGGGGCCUCCUCUCGUUCCUCUCCCGCUCCAAGACUCUGGGUCAACCAAAGAACCACUGUCGGUCUCCUACACCUCUGCAGCACGAAGCGAUCGGCCGCAGCAGCCUGUUGUGCUCCACCAGCCAUUUUCCACUGUGGGCGGGACCAAAGCACCCUCACUGCCCCAGAGUCCGGCACCGUCCCAGCACGGUGCAGGGCCCGGUGAGUCAGACGGAGAGGGACGACUGGGCCGUGGCGGCUUUGUGGAUAGCACCAUAAAAACACUGGAUGAGAAACUAAGGAACCUGCUCUACCAGGAGUAUGCUCCUAUGUAUCCAUCAGGCAGCGCUGCAGAGACGCCGGGCUCUGGUACUGAAUAUAUCCAGUCUCCUCCUGGUCCAGACAGCGCAACAGGGGGGUCAGGAAACAGCACCCCAGGACCCAUGGGAGAGGGGCGCUACAGGGGAGGAGAACAGCUGCCUCAAAUUCCAGAGAGAAUGGAUAGUUUGAGCACACUGAGUGACUCAGCUGUGUGUGCGUCCUUGUCAAGAAGACAAGUCCCUCACUCUGCUUCCUGCUCCGGAACAAGAGGAAGAUUUAAGAUAAUCUCAGUUCCCCCUGAAGUGGCAAACAGACGCGAUGUGAAACAAAGGAGCUGGAGCAGCGCUGCCUCACCCGCACAUCCUACAGGAUACCCUGAGGACCUGACUCCAGCUGAGGCCAUUGCCAUUUCCACCACCAUUGGUCGUUUCUCUGUGAUCAGCACUGAAGACGACAUCACCCAAAGGACACGUUGCAGUCGCUACUCUGCACCUCCUGAUUUCUACCUGGACACACCCCCCUCCAUGGCCAAGCGGGGGUCCAUACCACGAGCUCUGACUUCCCCAUCCGUCCCUGUGGAGGUCACAGUCCACGCUCGUUUCCUCUCUUCAGACUCAGGGGCUGAAAGCAGCCCUGCAAAGAUGCCUCCUGCCACUCCGUCUCGGCACAAUCGCUCUGAGCGCAGAGGAAGUGACCUCAUGAAGAGAGCUGUAGCCUUCCUUCGCCGUUCAGGGCGCAGCAGCAGCUUGCAGAGCUCUGACUCACCGAGUAGGCAUGGGGGAGUGCAUGGCUCUGCCUACGCCAGUAGCGAUAAUGACUCGGAGAUGGAGGACUCUGACAUGAAGAAGGAACUGCAGAGACUCAGGGAAAAACACCUGAGGGAAAUCUCUGAGCUGCAGGCCAAUCAGCGAGGAGAAGUGGAGCUGCUGUAUCGCCGCCUUGGUAAAGCCCCUCCUCCUGGCCUGGGUCUCUCACAUAUUGCACCACAAACCAGCCGCAGAAAAAGGUCCAGCAAGCACAGACUGAAACCUGGCAAACUCCUAAGCCCCCUGGUUCAACAGUUUAGAAAUGUCACAACAAAAUCCAGUGACUCCAGCAAAUCCACUGCUGCUACAGGAACAGGAGAGGCCACAGUGAGUAUAAAUGGCUCUCCAGCAAAAGCAUCAUUUCCCACUCAUGGCAGGGCCCGCUCAUGCACCAGCCACUUGCCCAGCUCCACAUCAGAGCCUGUGCAGACUCAGCAGCCCUGCUCCCUCAAGGGCUCUUUGUCCUCUGAUAAUAUUUAUGCCGGACUACAUGGUGAUGGCACCGGCACACAAGCUCCCCCUGGACAAGGCUGGUCUAAUUACCCUCAAACAUCUGAGAGAGUGACCAAUAAAUCGAGUAGCAAGCCACGAGCUAGAUUUCUCAGUGGGCCUGUGUCUUUGUCUAUCUGGACAACACUGAAGCGUCUGUGUCUUGGCAAAGAGCGUGGCAGCAGGUCUGGAGCCUGCUCAGGGGUGUCAAAUCAAUCACAGCAACCACCUAUGGGUGCAACACCUCCUCCUCACCAGCCAGUGAUGGGUCUGGCUCAGGCACAGGCCAACAACAGCAACAACAAAACAGCCACAUACACUGGUUAUUCCAUGUGCCCAAACGACAACCUGCCUGAGGACCUGCAGCGGCUGAUGGAGGACUGGGCUCAGGAGGUCCUGAUCGUCACCCAUAGGCCUGGCACAGACUCUCUGAGCAUCAGCGGACAGCACUUUUGGGAUCAAGUCGUCCCUCGAACACAAGAACAUCUGGCUAGUGCUACACAUGUCACAUCAUGGACAGUCCCUGGUCCAGAGGCCUGCAGUCUUCCCUUGUCAUGGUCGGAAAGCCCCGGGUCAGCAAUGAAGACUUGCCCCUCUUCAGGGCCCCAUCAGGUGCCCUCAGCCUCUCCUUUCAGGGCCGUGUCGUCACAUGAGUCUGUUGGCCAGUGGCCUGGGUUUAUUUCCCCCCUUCCUUCAGGAGUCUUUGCCUUUCCUGCAUUGCCCUCAGCACAGGAUGCCGCCAGCCCCUCUCCAGCUCCAUCAUAUCAGCUACCUGACCCCAAAGCCAGGACUCUCUAAUUUGAGUAGCAUUGUGUCUUCCAGUUCUUUUACCAAAAAUAAAUUUCAGUAUAGGUCUAGUCAGUCCUAUUUGCAUAUACUGUAUAUAUAUAAUCAGCAUGAAAUUAACAAUAUGUACAAAGCCGUCUCAAGUCAUGAGUUUUGUUUCAUUUGUAUCAACAUACCUCAUGGCCGUGUUACAGUACAAAAUACUGAGUACAGUGUAAUGGUAGUAGUACAUUAAAAGAUGUCUAAUCGGCCCAACUGGGGUUAAAAGUGCAGAUUUUGUCAUUGCUCAUGUAUGUACCUCAUUGAAUGUACAUAUUGUACUGUUAUUUAUGCUGUGUUUAUAAAGUAGCUAAUGUUUGUGUUGCUCAUAUCACCCGACAUAUUUAAGCUGCCAUGUGUAUAUACAAAAUCCUGUCAGUCUGUAUAAAGGAGCUCCUGUGUUUAACGUUAGAUAAUCUAUGGGUUGGUGCUGCAGAUAUGUGUUAUAGUGCAGCACUUUAUUAGACACCAUCAUGCUGUCACUGUGAGGACUUGACUUCAUGGUCACUAGGACCAGCUGCUUUACUCUGCUCUCUGUCCAGGGAUAGGUUUCAUUCUUCAUCAAUGAAAUGCUUCCAGCACAAGCGCUUGAAAUAAUCCUUGAGAGAUUUGAAUGAACUUUAACUUUAUCUGCAGGUGAAGGAACACCUGUGAGAGUGCCUUGAAUAUCAGUUUCAAUUUUAUGAAGAAAAGCAUUUAGAUUCAAAGACGACACUAGAUAUUCUAUAUAUGCAUUCACCUUCAACGGUAAAUGAUUUGAUUUAAAUAAUGAAUGUGGACUAUUUGAUUUAGCAACAAAACAAAAUCCAACUAUAAUCUGGUCAUGUUGUAGUUCAUGAGAUAUCACAGAUUGUAAAAAAAUUGUUCACUGAGGUAAUUUUCCAGUGGGGAUCGCUGUUCCACCUGCACCGCUGCCUGCAUGAAUACACUGAUAUUGUGAAUGUGUUCAGGUUGAUGUGGUGUGUAACAGGAAGGAAACUGUUCAGAGAAACACACAAUGGAACCAAACAACAAGGAGGGCUGAAGGACUCAGCCUAUGAGUCAAAGUCAUAAUCAUACCAUACCUCUAUAAAUACUAUCUGUAGCUUUACAUAUUGUUGCCUUUGUGGUUUUUAAGAGAUUAUUGUGUGGUUGGUUGAUGUAUGAUAAAUGAUGUUAUGUGACAAUGUAAGAGACACAUGAAGAAUGUGAAUUACUGAGAAGCCACAACUGUUAUUUGUACAAUGCGUAGAUUUUCUACAUUGUUUGUUAGACACUGUCUGAACGUCAUUUAUCACAUACUGCUUAUUGUAUGGAAAACAGAGAAAUAUAUUACUGCUGUUUGUUUCAGGAGUAUAGCCUCAAAGAAUAACACUCUUGUUCUCAACACUUCUUUUUUUCUGACUUCUAUAGUCCCCUCUUAAAAUUGUUUUUAGAAUGCAUCAGAGAUGUUAUGUAGACUGCAAACCAAGUAAUGGCAAAAAAACUAAACCUAGCACAAAAAGUAAGGACAUUUGUUUUUGGGAGAUUAUUUCUUUGUGGUAACAAUGCUUCUUGGCAAUAAAUCUUA
Messenger RNA from Cheilinus undulatus (humphead wrasse), 8891 nucleotides. RefSeq names its product WNK lysine deficient protein kinase 2 (gene wnk2). Lineage: Eukaryota; Metazoa; Chordata; Actinopteri; Labriformes; Labridae. Gene Ontology annotation, biological process: protein phosphorylation; negative regulation of sodium ion transport; positive regulation of potassium ion import across plasma membrane. The record is from RefSeq and is a predicted model, not a curated record. Gene Ontology annotation, cellular component: cytosol; cytoplasm. The coding region runs from base 359 to 7315 and encodes 2318 amino acids. The transcript has 29 exons. Gene Ontology annotation, molecular function: ATP binding; potassium channel inhibitor activity; protein serine/threonine kinase activity.